AUGCUGCUCUACGUGUUUCCUUGUGCUGAUUUCAAAUUUGCUUUCCAAAUCUCUGCGAGACAAUUCUCUGAACGAAGUUAUGACACCUCACAAGGUUGGCGAUUCAUGGACAAAACUUUAGUUUUUCAAAUUUUCACAGAUAGAUCAAUAGCGUUUAAUGCAAUUCAAUAUAUUAUGUACAAAGUGAAUUAUGGUUUUUCUUAUUCUUUUAUAUUUACACACUUUAAGGGGUUGUUUAUAAUGGAAUAUCGUUUGAAAAAGUUUAAACGGGACGUUUUUGUGCUUUCCGGGCACCGUGCUUUAUCCCCUACACUACCGAGACCUCCGUUUGAAACUGCUUACUUCGGUCACAUCUCAUCUUGA
Molecule: messenger RNA, 363 nt
Organism: Haemonchus placei
Lineage: Eukaryota; Metazoa; Nematoda; Chromadorea; Rhabditida; Trichostrongylidae
Source: the annotation of a GenBank genome assembly